Lolium rigidum is the source of this 2000-nucleotide messenger RNA. Its product is annotated as glycosyltransferase BC10-like. The record is from RefSeq and is a predicted model, not a curated record. NCBI's taxonomy places the organism in Eukaryota, Viridiplantae, Streptophyta, Magnoliopsida, Poales, Poaceae. Gene Ontology annotation, cellular component: membrane. The transcript is spliced from 2 exons. Gene Ontology annotation, molecular function: glycosyltransferase activity. The coding region runs from base 383 to 1612 and encodes 409 amino acids.
UGGUCCAUAAAUACCACCUCACCUCGCCCGAGCGGAGCUGGAUCGGAAACGACAGCGACCUCCCCCGACUCCGGCUCCUCCUCCUCCUCCUCCUUACCCACUAAGAAACAAAGAAAGAGAGAAGGAAACACUGCCGGCCUCCCGCCUUCCUCCCAUCUUCCGCCGUCGUCCUCUGCGCGUGCCCGUCCUGCCCGCGCCUUAAAGGCCUCGCCUUUUUCCGCCUGGAUCCGAUUGGGAUUUCCGGCGGCACCACAUAAACAGAUCGGCUCCUCCCCUCUCCCUCCUUCGGAUUCCGGCGUCCACAAAUCCCCACGAUCCCCCCGCCGGCGGCAGGCGAUUCGGUCUUCGGCGCGACGUGGUGCUCUGAGACCGGACCGCCGCGAUGUGGGGGGAGACGAAGCCGAUGCUGAAGCCAUCACGCUCCGGCACCGGCGGCGACGACACCGGCGACUACUUCGCGCAGGCGCCACGCAAGAACGGCGCCGGCGACUGGUGGUCCACCGGCCUGCUCAAGCUCGUCACGGCGAUGGUGAUCUUCAUGGCGGGGGUGGUCAUCGGGCUCUCGGUGAGCGCCAACGUGUCGCGCUACUACUACAACUCGCACACGGAGCUCUUCUUCCCGGCGGCCACCUACAGCAGCGGCGCGUGCGACCGGCGCGGGGCCUCGGGCGACUGCGGGCCGGGGUUCCGCGCCUUCGUGCACCCGCCCACGCUCGCGCACUCCAUGACGGACGACGAGCUCUUCUGGCGCGCCACGCUCGUGCCGGCCGCCGAGGAGUUCCCCUUCCAGCGCGUGCCCAAGGUCGCCUUCCUCUUCAUGACCCGCGGCCCGCUCCCGUUCGCGCCGCUCUGGGAGAAGUUCUUUAGAGGGCACCAGGGGUUGUUUUCGGUGUACGUGCACACCAUACCGGAUUACAAGCUCAACGUCUCCAAGGCGUCGCCCUUCUACGGGCGGCAGAUCCCCAGCGAGGAAGUGUCUUGGGGAUCGAUAACCCUGGUGGACGCGGAGAAGCGCCUGCUGGCCAACGCCUUGCUGGACUACUCGAACGAGCGCUUCGUGCUGCUCUCGGAGAGCUGCAUCCCGGUGUUCAACUUCCCGACCGUCUACGAGUACCUCAUAAACUCGGAGCAGAGCUUCGUCGAGUCCUACAACAUCGACACCCCUCAGAGCGCCGGCCGCUACAACCGCCGGAUGGCGCCCCACAUCCUGGCCGAGCAGUGGAGGAAAGGGUCGGAGUGGUUCGAGCUCAACCGUGAGUUGGCCGUGCGUGUGGUGGCCGACUACAAGUACUACUCCAUCUUCAGGAAGCACUGCAGGCCGUCCUGCUACCCCGACGAGCAUUACAUACCGACCUAUCUCCAUCUGUUCCAUGGGGCGCUCAACGCCAACAGGACCAUCACGUGGGUGGAUUGGUCGAGAGGAGGCCCGCAUCCAGCGAGAUACGGUGCUGGAAACAUCAAUGUGGAGUUCAUCAAGGCCAUCAGGAACAAUGGUACCCAGUGCACUUACAACUCGAAGCAUACUUCUGUCUGCUACCUCUUCGCCAGGAAGUUUGCCCCUAGCGCUCUGGGGGCAUUGAUGAACCUCACUUCGACCGUGCUGGACUUCUGAGCAUCACACCUCCUCAUCGGCAUUACAUUAUCGAGCUAUCUCAAUCGACGUGCUGCAUACAGGUCAGGGAGUAGAGGUGCUCUGCUAGCUCGGAGACGUGUGUCUCUUCUUAGAUAGAUCAGAGGCAGCUUCCGAUGAUGGCGUCGCUGGCGGAUGACGCUGUGUGGGACGGUGAAACUUACUUCACUUAUCCUGAAGCUGAUUCCCGAGUAAUGGACGAAUGGCACUACAUCCAGAGAGGAAUUUUUCACCUCCCAUUCUUUUUUAUUAUAUCAUAGCUAUGUGAUAGAUCUUUUCUUUUUCUUUUCUGCCACCAUCUUAUUGUAAUGACUUGGUCAGGAUGCUAAUUUUAUGUGAAUAUAACUCCUCAAUCAUUGCUUUGCUUCAA